Messenger RNA from Dioszegia hungarica, 1299 nucleotides. Its product is annotated as putative endo-1,3(4)-beta-glucanase. The record is from RefSeq and is a predicted model, not a curated record. The transcript is spliced from 6 exons. Gene Ontology annotation, molecular function: hydrolase activity, hydrolyzing O-glycosyl compounds. The coding region runs from base 1 to 1299 and encodes 432 amino acids. Lineage: Eukaryota; Fungi; Basidiomycota; Tremellomycetes; Tremellales; Bulleribasidiaceae. Gene Ontology annotation, biological process: glucan catabolic process.
AUGCUGCUCGCGAACUACCUCAUCCCCCUCCUUCCUCUCACCUCGGCGCUCUCGCUGCACGGUCUCGCUCGUCGGACACACCAGGCGCUCGCCCUCCGGCUAUCGUCGCCCGAGGCGACACCUGCUUCCGAGAAGCGAUCGCACCUCGUCAGCCCCAAGGGCGGCAAGGCUAAGCGGCUAGUCCGCAAGACGGUCAAGAAGCGCGCAUGCAAGGCGCCCACGGUGCCGGCUGCGAACACCACAAUCGGCGGAGGCUUCAAUGCCAACCCCAUCCCUGCUUCGUCUACCACCGCCAGUCCCGUUCCGACCUCAUCUCCCAGCCCUUCACCGAAGCCGGCGUCAAACUCGGGCUGGCGCAUGACCGAUAACUGGUCCGGCAACACCUUCUUUGACAACUGGGACUUCUGGUCCUACGAUGAUCCCACCCACGGUACGGUUGACUACCAGGACCGAGGGCAAUCUUGGGACCAGGGACUCGUUUCGACCAACUCGAAGGGUAACGCCGUGAUGAAGGUCGACACCACUCAGCACAUCGGCGGUCGAGGACGGAAAGCUGUCCGUCUGCACGGCAAGAAGGUAUUCACCGGUGGUCUCGUGCUCAUGGACGCAUGGCACAUGCCUACCGGGUGUGGUACUUGGCCCGCCUGGUGGAUGAACGGCCCGAACUGGCCGUACGGUGGUGAGAUCGAUAUCCUCGAGGGCGUCAACGAGUUCUCGCAGAACCAGGUAUCCGUCCACACUGGCUCCGGAUGUCGUAUCCCCUGGAACACCAACGAGCUCCAAACUGGUGUGCUCACCACCGGCGGUUUCGACUCGUACAACUGCGCCUCGUACGAGACUGCCAACCAGGGAUGCGGAACCCGCGACCUCAAGUCGGGUCAGUCUUACGGCAAGCCCUUCAACGACAUUGGUGGUGGUGUCUACGCUUUGCUCUGGGCCAAGAACGGCGUCCGCGUCUGGUGGUUCCCCCGUUACGCUAUCCCCGCCGACAUCUCCGCUGAGCAACCCAACCCUGACUCCUGGGGUCUCCCCGUCGGAACCUUCGUUUCGGAUCUCUGCGACCCGUACAAGUUCUUCCACGACAAUUUCAACAUCUUCACCAACACCUUCUGCGGUGAUUGGGCCGGAGCCGACGGUAUCUGGAACUACGGUGGUUUCGCUGGCCAGGACAAGUCUUGUGCCGCGAUCACCGGGUACUCCAAGUGCGACGACUACGUGAGGAACGAGGGCUCGAAGUUCAACGAUGCGUUCUGGGAGGUGUCGUAUGUCAAGUACUUCACCCACCCAACCCUCGUCUAG